ACUGACAAUGUCGGUGGAAGUCCAAGAAGCGCAUAUUGCAGAAGUGAAGCCUCUAGUAGAGAAAGAUGAGGUCAUCACAAAUCUCCUGUCUCACUUUGGUGUCCAUGAACAAGAUGUUGAAACGGUUCAUGGGUCUGUCCACGUCACCAUGUGUGGGACUCCCAGAGGGAACAGGCCUGCCAUUCUGACAUAUCAUGAUAUUGGACUCAAUCAUAAAACAUGCUUCAACCCCCUCUUCAAUUUCGAAGAUAUGCAGGAGAUCACACAGCACUUCGCCGUCUGCCACGUGGAUGCCCCUGGACAGCAGGAUGGGGCCGCCUCUUUUCCAGCUGGAUAUAUGUACCCUUCCAUGGACCAACUUGCGGAAAUGCUGCCUGGAAUCCUAAAACAGUUUGGACUGAAAAGUGUGAUUGGAAUGGGAACUGGAGCUGGUGCCUACAUCUUAACCAGAUUUGCUCUUAACCAUCCUGAUAUGAUAGAAGGCCUCGUUCUUAUUAAUGUCAACCCCUGUGCGGAAGGAUGGAUGGAUUGGGCAGCAACCAAGAUUUCUGGAUGGACUCAUGCCAUGCCAGAUUUGGUCAUUUCACAUCUGUUUGGCAAGGAAGAGAUUCAUAACAACCAGGAUUUGAUCAGUACUUACCGCCAGCACAUCAUCAAUGACAUGAAUCAGAACAAUCUGCACCUCUUCGUCAACUCCUACAGCAGCCGAAGAGAUCUAGAAAUUGAGCGCCCUGUGCCCGGUACGCACGUUGUUACUCUACAGUGCCCUUCACUGUUGGUGGUUGGGGACAGCUCUCCUGCCGUCGAUGCUGUGGUGGACUGCAAUGCUAAACUGGACCCAACAAAGACUACACUCUUAAAGAUGGCUGACUGUGGUGGUCUUCCUCAAGUUUCCCAGCCUGCAAAACUUGCGGAAGCUUUCAAAUACUUCAUACAAGGAAUGGGAUAUAUGCCUUCUGCCAGCAUGACCAGACUCAUGAGAUCCCGGACGGCUUCCGGUUCCAGCGUGGCCUCCUUGGAAGGCGGCAGGAGUAGAUCCCACACCGGGGAGGGAGCCAGAAGCAGAUCCCACACUGGCGAAGGGGAGAGGACCAGGACCCAGUCCGGGGACGACGGCCGGAACCGCAUUGAGCUCACCCCCAACUCGGCCAGCAAUGCCGAGCAGCCGAGCCCCAAGUCGAUGGAGGUUUCCUGUUAAAUGGAACGGGCCGGAGUUAUGAUCGAGACUUGACUGCCACCCACUCACUGUGUGUCAUGAUAUUUGAUAUUUAACCCGAAGCAUUUUCUGUAUCAUGGCUCUCUUCCCCUCCCAGAGUUCGACAGGGACCAAUAAAACAAAACAUCUCAGUUGCUCUGUUUUCCCUAACAGAGGUUGCUGCUAUUCUUUUCUCUGACUAACUGUAGAUUUCU
This is a messenger RNA of Euleptes europaea (tarantolino), 1410 nucleotides long. RefSeq names its product N-myc downstream regulated 1 (gene NDRG1). Gene Ontology annotation, cellular component: cytoplasm. Gene Ontology annotation, biological process: signal transduction. The record is from RefSeq and is a predicted model, not a curated record. Bases 8 to 1198 code for a protein of 396 amino acids. The transcript has 15 exons. Lineage: Eukaryota; Metazoa; Chordata; Lepidosauria; Squamata; Sphaerodactylidae.